AUGUUUCAAUCGAUUCGUCAAUUUAUAACUUUCUUCCUUAAAAUAUCUUUAUAUUUUCACGUAAUCAUGAUCCACAAGUUAAUUGAGAUUUUAACAAGAACAAGAUUGAAGAAUGAACACCAUCUCUAUGCGUUUCUUGUGCUUGCGUUAUUUUCUAUAACAUCUCUUAUUCUGUUACUACACUACGGAGAAAUGCCACAGACUUUACCUGACAGACACACCUCGUACCAUAAAGUAGAAGAAAAGCUGCAAAAGAGUAUUUUAGAGGAGACAGAGGUCGGAUGUAAGUUUCCAGUUAUAGACCCCUUCGCUGCUGAGAUGAUGAAGUUCAACAAGGAUAUACCAAAAAUCAAAUGCGAGAGCGGCGAUUGGGUGCAGUGUGAAAUGUCAAAAUGUUACGUGAAAUCAGACAUACUGAAGACAAUGAACAACGUUGUUUGUGUGUACAAGGAUAUUAUAUAUAUAGAUGACAAUAACUACAAGCUCGGUGAGCCGGUGCGGCUGUCAAGUGACAGACAUUACUACCUCAACGCGAGUGAUCAUGUCAAAGUGUCCUGCUCUGGUACACCGGUUGAUAGGUUCAAUAUAUUCUCAACGCGAUGGUACGGCUACAAGGCGGGUCUGCGCCCGGUGCAGCUGCCCCCCGCGCCCCCCUCACCCGCCGCGCCCGCGUGA
Papilio xuthus (Asian swallowtail) is the source of this 675-nucleotide messenger RNA. RefSeq lists its product as uncharacterized. The record is from RefSeq and is a predicted model, not a curated record. Bases 1 to 675 code for a protein of 224 amino acids. The transcript is spliced from 6 exons. NCBI's taxonomy places the organism in Eukaryota, Metazoa, Arthropoda, Insecta, Lepidoptera, Papilionidae.